AAAAAAGGAUAUAAUUAUGUAUAUUUUUAUUUAAAAGUCGCUUUUUGAUUCUUUUAAUAAUGUGUUCCACUGUACUCUAUAUUUUUUUAUCAUCAUUUUUUAUUUAUACACAAGCUGAGUUCAAAUUAGACCCGGGAAAUACAAAAGUAUGGGGUCCAGGUUUAAUACCACAUAAAAUUAUUAUGCCAGCACGAUAUUUUUUUAUACAUGCGGUAGAUGACCAAGGAAACAGAUUUACAGAAUCUCCAGGAGACGUGUUUGACAUAACAUGGACUGGUCAUUCGCCAAUUGGUCAACACUGUCGCAUCUGGUUAAAUAAACUCGAUCGUAACGAUGGCUCAUUUAUUAUCCGUUAUAAAUUGUAUCAUACCUGUUACGACGUACAAAUCAUGAUCCAGUACAGAGGACAGCAUGUGGGUAAAUCUCCCUACGUUAUUCCAACUGUGGUUUACCCGGAGGAAUGUAAUUGCCCUCAAAAAAAUUUUAGCCUAUGGUUUACUCAAUUUGAAUGCAAACCUAGCUAUAAACAAAUGCAAAAUGAUUUGAAAUUAUUUCCCAAAAUUGAUUUUAAUGAAAUUCGGCCAAAAGUCCUGCAAAAGUUGAAUAAUCCAUCUGGGAUGAGUUUUUGUAAUUAUGUAAUAAAAGAUAAUAAAAUUUAUCGGAAAUGUUAUGGGCAACACGUUGGAUUCAAAGUAUUUAUGGAUGACAUCUUAUUAUCAUUAACUCGUAAAGUUUGGCUAGCAGAUAAUGAAUUUUUUAUAAAUUUGGGUGAUUGGCCACUAAUAAAUAAAGGAAUGAAUUUAUCUUUGCCGAUGUUUUCAUGGUGUGGUAGUGAACAUACUUUGGAUAUUGUACUUCCAACAUAUGAUAUUACUGAAGCCACCUUAGAAAAUAUGGGACGUGUUAUGUUAGAUAUGUUAUCGAUACAAAAACAUGCUGGAUUAGUUCAUUGGAAAGAUAAAAUUCCGAAAGUUUUUUGGCGUGGCAGAGAUUCGCGACGUGAACGAUUACAGUUAAUUGAUAUUUCACGUAAAUAUCCUGAUUUAUUUAAUGUGUCGUUAACAAAUUUUUUCUUUUAUCCAAAUGAAGAGAAAAUAUAUGGUCCAAAGAGUAAACAUGUUUCAUUUUUUGAUUACUUUCAGUAUAAAUACCAGUUAAAUAUCGAUGGAACAGUAGCAGCGUAUCGAUUUCCAUAUUUAUUAGCUGGCAAUUCUUUAGUAUUUAAACAAGAUUCCACCUAUUAUGAGUUCUUUUAUAAAGAUUUACAACCAAUGGUACAUUAUGUUCCUAUUUACCGUAAUUUAAGUAACUUAGUCGAACAAAUUGAAUGGGCAUUACAAAAUGAUGAUUUAGCAUUGCAAAUAUCACUAAAUGGGCAAUCAUAUGCACGAGAUAAUUUGUUACCACAUGAUAUAUUCUGUUACCAUGCACUUCUGUUUCAUGAAUGGAGUACACGGAUUACUUCUAAAGUUGAGAUCUUGGAUGAAAUGGAAUUGGUUCCACAAACUGAGCAAGAUAAAGUUUAUUGUGAAUGCGAAUUUAACAAAUUUAAUGAUGAACUUUAAAUAUUUUUGUAUGUUUUAUAAUAUUUUUUUUAUUUUUGCACUCAUCUCGUAAAGAAUGUAUGAGCUUGCGGUCACUAUUUUCUGCAUUAUAUUAAUAAACAAGUGAAAACAAACAAUUGACU
This is a messenger RNA of Chrysoperla carnea, 1687 nucleotides long. RefSeq names its product protein O-glucosyltransferase 2-like. Gene Ontology annotation, molecular function: glucosyltransferase activity. The transcript has 3 exons. Gene Ontology annotation, cellular component: endomembrane system. NCBI's taxonomy places the organism in Eukaryota, Metazoa, Arthropoda, Insecta, Neuroptera, Chrysopidae. The record is from RefSeq and is a predicted model, not a curated record. The coding region runs from base 60 to 1565 and encodes 501 amino acids.